AUGGCGCGUCGUGUACGAUUCAAUCUAGUAUCCGACCAUAGUUCCGACAAUGAAACGUCCAAUUUUUUCACCGGCUAUGAUAAUUUCAGUCAAGAUCAAGACAUUGUUGCAUCGGACCAGCGUUAUGCCACUCAAUCCAGUGGCAACACUGAUGACUGGCCAGAUAUUAUUGAGUCCAAGGAUAACAUUACCAUCUCACACUCAAUUGUAGAUUAUGACAUGUUACAUGUUUUCACUGGCAAUGAAAAAGUUCCAGUUGAGACCGCAGAACCAUUCAGCUAUGACACGUCAUCCUCGCCAUCAGCCCAACAAGCCUCAUUCGAUUGCAACUAUGACAAUGACGAUGGCAUAUCCAUGUCACAAGCCCUCCCUGUGACUGCCAAUGCAUCUGCAAAACUGGUUGCUGAUACAUCCAGGCCCCCAAUGUGUAGGUCAGCUAUCAUUAUGCUUUUGUCAGUGCCCUUUGUCCAUUACAGUGAUGAGACUGGAUACCUGCAACAUGAUUUUUCACCCAGACAAUUGCCACAAACUUCAUUUUCUGACGAGGAUGACGUAUCUACCAAAAAAUAUCUUGCAGAAAUGAGUGAAGCAGACAAGGUAUUUCUGGGAUAUGGCCAUAUGUUAUCAGAAUCAACAUAUAGAAAAUUACUUGGUCUGUGCAAGCCACGGCCGGCUGCUGCCGAAAUUCACCCAGGCUGUGAUGAUGACGCAGUGCAAUCACAAGCCUCGUCCGAAAAUAGCACAUCUGUGAUCGCCGACUUCGGGCUGACAGUGACAAAUGAACCUAAUUCAAAGACAAACCAUCUUUACGGUCGCAUCUCUGUUGAUACACCAUCGCCUUGUGCUGUCGACCUCAUGUGCACAGGAGAAUCGGCUGACGAUGUGUUCAUGACUGAUCUGUACCUUGGGUAUGAGGAAGAUUACAUCGCAACCGCACCUCAAAACCCUCAAGUCUACCGGGCAGGUGUCGAGCAAUCCCCCCAGAUCCUAUUACCAGCCGAUCUUGACUUUGGUUAUGAGGGCGACUUCUUGCCAAUCACACCGUUAGAUCAUCCAGUACAUCCAACAGCAAUAGAGUCAUCACCUGAUGUUGAAUUGCCGGCUAAUCUUGACUUUGGGUACAAGGACAAGAUUUUCUCUAUGAAGUCAUCAGAUCAUGCCCUUCAUUCAACUGUUACGGAACCAUCACCUGACGUGGUGUCGCCGGCUGACCUUUGCUUGAGGCAUGAAAGUGAGGCCAUCCAAACCACGUCUUCAGAUGAGGCUCUCCCCACUACAUCUUCAAAUCGUUUAGUGCGGCUAAAUGACAUCAAGGCAUCUAUGGAUCCAUCGCUGCCGGCCGAUCUGUGCUUGGGGUAUGAGGACGAGGCUCUCCUGACCAUAGCUUCAAAUAGCACAAUCGGACCAACACUUAUAAAUCUGUCAGCCGGCAUCACAUUACCAGUUGAUCUGUGCUUGGGGUACGAGGAUGAGUCCAUCAUGAAUGAACCGUUGACACAAGCUGUACUUGCCAGUCAAGUUGAGAACUUAGGUGGCCGUGCAGCCCCACAUGUGUCCUGGAAAUCCCCCAGGAUGGCGGACGGCCUUCAAAACCACGAUCCCUUGUACGCUGAUGCUGCAGAGGCCAUCGCCCAUGUCAUAGAUCACUUGGAGGUCAAUGAUGACCAUGAAAUCAAUCAAAUUGCCAGAGAUCUCGUGUCUUCAGGUAUUGGGAAUUGCCAUGAACCCACGGCCGAAGAAAUGAUAUAUGUUAGACGUGUGGUGAAGGUUUCAUAUGCUGAGCGAAGAGAUAGGGUCACACGAGCAUGUAGAGAUCUGGUCAGGUUAUACAGAGUGCUUGAUUAUCAUCAUGGAAUGCUUGGCUCACUAGAUGAUUUAAUAUACAAUGUGCAGACAUUGGAGGAGGAACAGGAUUGUGACGAUGAGGAUUGA
Molecule: messenger RNA, 1932 nt
Organism: Suillus discolor
Lineage: Eukaryota; Fungi; Basidiomycota; Agaricomycetes; Boletales; Suillaceae
Exons: 12
Coding region: 1-1932 (643 amino acids)
Source: RefSeq, a predicted model, not a curated record